AUGCUUCCUAUGCAUUGCUAUGGAGCGGCCGCGAAGGCUCGUUCCCGCCGUCGUUUUGGCGUAUGGCGGGUACCAACGCAUCCGAGUUUUCGGAAGCUGCGGUUAGGGAUUACCCCCGCCGCAGGGUUGGAUCCAAGGCGGUUUUAUUAUAGUUCCCCCCCAGGUUACCCCCCUCCGCCGCCGCCUCCACCUUCGUCCGGGGGGAAUCCGGAAAAUGCGUCGGGGUUCUACCCGCCUUUACCAGGCCCCUACACGUAUCCACCCGGGUUUUAUGGCUUUCCACCCGCUUCUCCGGUUUCCUACAACGCCUUUCCCGGGGAUUUGGGGACGAAAGAACGGCCGAUCGUCGUGACGUCCACGACGUCGAAGCUGCGGUGGGUUUGGCGGCUGGGGUGGAUGUUUCUUCUCGGCUCGGUGCUCGCGUUCAGCCUGCCGGAUGACGUUUUCGGGCAAUUCCACGAAAGCAUGGACUCCUCCAAGGUGAGUGGGGUGCCGCAGGGGCUGCAGACGAUGCUCGGGAGCGCCGAGGUGAAGCCGGUGAAUUUGGAGACCCUGGAGACGACCUUUGAGGAUAUUCGCGGGUGUGAUGAGGCGAAGAAGGAGCUGGCCGAGAUCGUGGAUUUUUUGAAGGAUCCGGAGAAAUUUCACGAGCUCGGCAGCCGCUUGCCGAAAGGCGUCCUCCUGGUAGGCCCCCCUGGCUGUGGCAAGACCCUGCUCGCGAAGGCGAUCGCGAAGGAGGCCGGGGUGAGUUUUUUCUACGCCACCGGGAGCGAAUUCGAUGAGAUGUUCGUCGGGGUCGGUUCUCGACGGAUUCGCGAUCUCUUCGCCGCGGCGAAGGCGCGCGCCCCGGCGUUGAUUUUCAUCGACGAGAUCGACGCCCUUGGGGGGAAACGCUCGCGUGCCGAUCACGCCUAUUCCCGUAUGACGUUAAACCAGUUGUUGGCGGAGAUGGAUGGGUUUCAGACGAACGAGUCCGUCAUCAUCCUCGCCGCGACGAACACGCCGGAGACGUUGGAUAAGGCCCUCACGCGGCCUGGUCGGUUGGAUACGACGGUGGUGGUGGAUCCGCCGGAUAUGAAAGGCCGCGCCGAGGUGCUGCAGUUGUAUUUAGACAAAAUCAAGGUCGACGGAUCGGUGAACGCGAUGGAGAUCGCGCGCGGGACGACCGGGUUCACCGGCGCGGAGCUCAGCAACCUCGUCAACCUCGCGGCGAUCCGCGCCGCGGUGUUAAACAAACCCGCGGUGUCGAAACACGAGGUCGAGUUCGCGCGGGAUCGCGUGAUGAUGGGGGCCGCGAGUCAAAAAGUGAUCCCCGAACGGGAACGGUUGAUUACCGCCUACCACGAAGGCGCCCACGCGCUCGUCGCGAUGUUGUUGAAGGAUCAGGGCGCGGAGCCCGUGCAUAAGGCGACGAUCGUGCCGAGAGGAAAUGGGAUCAUGGGGUUGGUGCAGCAAAUGCCGGAGCGGGAUAAAUACAGCAAAAGUCGUCGGGAAUGCCUGGCCGCCUUGCAGGUCUGCGUGGCGGGGAGGAUCGGGGAGGAGGUCUUGCUCGGAAAGGAGGAUAUCACCACCGGGGCGGGGUCCGACUUUCACCAGGCCACCACCCUCGCGCGAAACAUGGUUCGUCGGUUCGGGUUUAGUGAGGAUUUAGGCUUUAUCGACUACGAGUCCUCCGACACCCCGGAAGGGGCUUAUAUGUCUGACGAAACGAAGCGGCGGAUUGAAAAGGAGAUUCAAAAGUUGGUCCGUGAGUCCUACGUCGAGGCGAAGAAGUUGCUGGAGGGGCAUCAGGCGGAGUUGAAGGUCAUUGUGGAUCAUUUGCUCAAAUACGAAACCUUGAGUGGCCCGGAGUUGGAAAAAAUUCUAAAAGGGGAGCCGAUUCCCGCGCGAACAAUCGAAGCGACGCCAGCGCCAUCCCCCCCUCGAAGCUCCUCCCGAGCGACAUCCAACCAAAAGAAGCAGAAAACGGUUCCGAUAUCAUAG
Molecule: messenger RNA, 1983 nt
Organism: Phytomonas sp. EM1
Lineage: Eukaryota; Euglenozoa; Kinetoplastea; Trypanosomatida; Trypanosomatidae
Source: the annotation of a GenBank genome assembly